Morone saxatilis (striped sea-bass) is the source of this 1874-nucleotide messenger RNA. RefSeq names its product acid-sensing ion channel 1-like. The record is from RefSeq and is a predicted model, not a curated record. Bases 1 to 1491 code for a protein of 496 amino acids. Lineage: Eukaryota; Metazoa; Chordata; Actinopteri; Moronidae. Gene Ontology annotation, biological process: sodium ion transmembrane transport. Gene Ontology annotation, cellular component: membrane. The transcript is spliced from 10 exons.
AUGGAUCUCAAAGUAGAAACCGAAGAAAUGGACGCGAAUCAACCUCCACCCUUGGAAGUUUUUGCGCACAGCUCGACCCUCCACGGGAUCUCUCACAUUUUCACGUACGAGCGGUUCUGCAUCAAACGCUGCCUGUGGGUCGUGUUUUUCUUGGGCUCUCUGACCUUCUUGCUGUACGUGUGCGUGGAUCGGAUCCACUUCUACUUCGAGUACCCGCACGUCACCAAGCUGGACGAGGUCACGACCCCGAUCAUGACGUUCCCCGCGGUCACCUUCUGCAACCUGAAUGCGUUCCGCUUCAGCCGGGUGACGCGCAAUGACCUGUACCACGCAGGGGAGCUGUUGGCCCUGCUCAACCAGAGGUAUGAGAUCAGGGACAUACAUCUCGUGGAGGAGAGCGUUCUGGAGAGCCUAAAGGUGAAAGCCGAUUUCCACAAUUUCAAGCCGCGACCCUUCAACAUGAGGGAAUUCUACGACCGCACCGGUCACGACAUCAACGACAUGCUGCUCUCCUGCCACUUCCACGGCACCGAGUGCAGAGCGGAGGACUUCAAAGUGGUCUUCACUCGCUAUGGGAAGUGUUACACCUUUAACGCCGGCGAUGAUGGACGCCCUCCACUCAUCACCACCAAGGGAGGUAUGGGUAAUGGACUCGAGCUCAUGCUGGACAUUCAGCAGGAUGAAUACCUGCCUGUCUGGGGAGAAACAGAUGAGACAUCAUUUGAAGCUGGGGUCAAAGUUCAGAUCCACAGCCAGGACGAGCCGUCCUUUAUUGACCAGCUCGGGUUCGGAGUGGCACCCGGGUUUCAGACGUUUGUCUCCUGCCAGGAACAGAGGCUGAUCUAUCUUCCUCCGCCCUGGGGAGACUGUAAGGUGACGGCCAUGGAUUCAGACUUCUUUGAUAGUUACAGCAUCACGGCCUGUCGCAUCGACUGUGAGACGCGCUACCUGGUGGACAACUGCAACUGUCGCAUGGUGCACAUGCCAGGCGAUGCACCCUACUGCACCCCGGAGCUGUACAAAGAAUGUGCUGACCCAGCUCUUGAUUUCCUUGUGGAGAGAGACAAUGAUUUCUGUGUGUGUGAGACGCCGUGCAACAUGACCAGAUACAGCAAAGAGCUGUCCUUUGUCAAGAUCCCCAGCAAGGCCUCGGCUAAAUAUCUCGCAAAGAAAUACAACAAAUCUGAGCAGUAUAUUAAGGAGAAUAUUCUGGUGUUAGACAUCUUUUUUGAGGCUCUCAACUAUGAAACUAUUGAACAGAAGAAGGCUUAUGAAGUGGCUGGACUAUUAGGUGAUAUCGGUGGUCAGAUGGGGCUUUUUAUUGGGGCGAGCAUACUCACCAUACUGGAGAUAUUUGACUAUCUUUAUGAGGUGAUAAAGUACAAGAUGUGUCGCUGCUCCAAUAAGAAGCACAAGCACAACAACAACAACGACCAGGGAACGGUGCUGAGUUUAGAUGAUGUCAAGUGUCACGUCAGUAACUUCCACUAGGCUCCGGCAGGCGUGAGGGGGAGGGGUUUAUUCGCCGCUGAACUCUCCUGUCUCUGAGCGUAUUCGUGGACUUUGUUCAUUGCAGUUUGUCGGACUGCGGGAGAAACGUAAAUGUUUGAACUCUGCCUGUUUAAGGUUUGUGAGCAACAAAAUACAGCAUGUGGCCGAAGUCAGAGGAAGCCACGGCAAAAGACGGCAGGACAGCAGAAUUCAAAAGUGUCAGAAUAACUGCAUGGUCAUCUGUAAAACAGCUUCUCAAGACAUAGUAACAGAUACAGUAAAUGGGGGCAUCAACUAAGCUACGGUUCAUAUUUUGUUCAGUAAAUCUGCUUUAGAAAUCUCAGCUGUGUUGGUGUGCGUCAUCUGUCAAUCUGAAGAGGGUU